Molecule: messenger RNA, 1285 nt
Organism: Rotaria sp. Silwood2
Lineage: Eukaryota; Metazoa; Rotifera; Eurotatoria; Philodinida; Philodinidae
Source: the annotation of a GenBank genome assembly
AAAAAUAUAAUUUUAUUUUUAUUUUUGUAUUCGUUUUAUAUCCAUAGAUCUGGUGAGUUGGAAAAACUUCUUUGACUUAAAAAAACAGUUUCAUUUUUCUUUGUAGAUUCGUUUUAUAUCUCAGUACAUGUGGGAAGUUUGUCCAAAUUAUUGUACGAAAAUCAAAUUUUAUUUUCAUCCUUAGACUCGUUUUCUCUCAAAAGUUCGGGUGAGUUCGAAUCAAUUUAGUAAAUUAAAAUAUAAUUUUCUUUUUAUUUUUAGAUGGUUAUCGUAGGAAAACGUUUGGUGAGCUAUGAAAUUCGUUGAUUAACUACUUCGGUUGAAUUGUGUUUUACAUGAAAUGGGUGAUUAUUGGUUUGGAUGUGAAGAAAACGGGUGAGUUUAGAUGAUUUUUCUACGAAAAAUUGGUUUGUUUCUUCAUUUUUUAGGUGGAAAAAGUCGCAAUGUUCAGCUUCGUGAUGGUUUGGUAAUGGUGCGAUGAAGUGCGUCUGGAUAACUAAAAGUUUUCUCUGAAUACUAUGUGUUGCCGACCUUUAAUGACUGUUCUAGUUAUUUCUGGCUACGGAUAGCUUCAUAGCAGAGCCUUAUUGAACGUCUGUGGUCGCUGUGAAUGCUUUUUGCUGGUGGCAGAGAAGUGAUGGAUUCUUGUCUAGUCUAGUUUGGUAGAGCUUUACCGGCAUUCAGAAACCUUUUCUUUGGGUUUCCGCAGAGGUAUUUGAGGUUUAGCUAUAAUGGGUACUAUGGGUUUCCGAGGUCUCGGAAACCCUUCUGCGGAAACCCUUAAAAGGUUUCCUAUAGUAACAAACUCGGAAACCCUCUAAGAGUUUUCGAGAAUACCUAUUUUUUUCAGAGUGAUGUAUACAUCUGACUGACUAUCUUUGUUUUGUGUACUCAAAAAGUACACUAUAGAAUCGCUCAGUGUGUCAGGCCGGCCGUUUACACGAUAACACUUGAGAAUAUGAACCUAUUGUGAUGAAAUUUUCUGCAUAGGAUUGGGUGGAGGUGGGGGUAAACAGAAGACCCAUCUACACUCACAUCCACACCCUACUUUAAAUGUUUUUUUUAUGUACAUGUCAAAAAAUCUCACCAACAAAUAGUUUAUGUUAAUCAUUUCGAUCUAGCAUAUCCACGACUUGGUGUUGAUGAACAAAAAAUAAUCGGCGAUUUAAUUAGUAAUCAAUUUAGUUUAGCUACUAUAACAUAUAAUCAACAAUUAACAUCUUCAAAAUUUAUUAAAGAAUGGACAGAUUUAGAAAAUAUUAUUGAAAAAAGAGAUGAUUAUUAA